This is a messenger RNA of Striga asiatica, 1391 nucleotides long. Lineage: Eukaryota; Viridiplantae; Streptophyta; Magnoliopsida; Lamiales; Orobanchaceae. The record is from the annotation of a GenBank genome assembly.
GUAAGGACGAUUGAUUGAUAUUAUUGAAUUAUAUUGAUAAUAUUGACGAUAGUGGAUUUGAGUUAAAGUUGUGUUAGAUUUUGAGUCGGGAUUAGAUUUGAGCAUGGAUAUCUCUAUAUCCACUCACGUCCUCCCAUGUUAAUGAUGUAAAAUAUUAUGAAAAUAUUGUUUGACGUUUAAAGUACAUGUCUUGUUGAAGGCUUUGAGGGAAUCACUGAAAAAGCCGAAUAGUGAUAAGGUUGAAUCAUGUUCAUAUCCCAUGGCACCUAUUGCUGUCGUCCGCUCAUGUUUUUCGACACGGAAUGGGACUCCAAGACAGCCUUUGCUUGUACCCUUAGCAAAAGCAUCCUUGAUUUUUGAUUCUGCUCGUGUAAGGGUACCAAGACUCAAAGGUGAAAGAAUUGGAGUCUUUGCUACAAGAUCUCCUCAUCGUCUGUGCCCCAUUGGACUGACUGUAGCUAAGGUCGAGGCAGUACAUGGGCAUACGGUCUUACUCUCUGGCGUGGAUCUGGUUGAUGGAACUCCUGUUCUGGACAUCAAACCUUAUUUGCCGUAUUGUGACAACAUUCAAGGAGCAAUGGUACCUGACUGGGUGAAGGUGGACAAUGUGUUGGCUGUAGCUUCUGUCGACUUCUCUGAAAGCUUUUUUUCCAGUCUAGUUGAUUGUUGGUCAUUGUUGGAUAAGAAGUCACUUUAUGCUUCACCCGAUGAAUUCCAGUGCUUGAUAAGGCAGGUGCUCUCAUGGGACAUAAGGUCUGUGUCCCAAAGAACUCGUCCUCAUCAGCCUAAAGCAAAAGUUGAAGCUGAAACUAUGAGCUAUGAUGAUGAUGAUGAUAUUGAGAUGAUAGUAAAUAGGUUGGAUAACAAUUCCCAAGAAGAUGAAGCUUCGGAAAAUGGAGUAGGUGAGCUUGUUUUCUCUCCAACGAGCGAUGAUGUUGUUUAUCACCUAAUAUUGGAAGGCCUCAAUGUUUCUUACAGAAUUGAUUCCACUUCCAAUGUUCUUGUCGAGAAAGUUAGCAUUGCUUGACAUGGUUUCUGCCAUUAUUUAGGACUUAGAGAACUAAAAAGAGAAAAGAAGAAGAAAAAAAAUCAGUGGUCUUUUACUUAUUGAACCGCAUAUGUAGCUCUGAAGUUGAUUGCAGGCUGAUAAACAUAUGCUCAUCAUAAGGACUCACUUGUGCGGUGUGGUGAGUAUCUGCUAUUUUGGUACACAGAUAGUAUUCAACUUCGCCAGUGAACUUGGCACAUAUGGAAAUUAUUUGACAGAAAAUGCUAUUUGGAAUAGUAUCUUGCUAUUUUAUGAUUAUUUAUUUAUUUUUAAUUAUGUAAAGUGAGUAAAGCCCACUUGCCAUCAUUAUAAAUUGGUUUAAUUGCUGAAAAAUGAAUAAUCC